Messenger RNA from Aspergillus alliaceus, 1590 nucleotides. RefSeq names its product cytochrome P450. Lineage: Eukaryota; Fungi; Ascomycota; Eurotiomycetes; Eurotiales; Aspergillaceae. The transcript is spliced from 7 exons. Bases 1 to 1590 code for a protein of 529 amino acids. Gene Ontology annotation, molecular function: monooxygenase activity; oxidoreductase activity, acting on paired donors, with incorporation or reduction of molecular oxygen; heme binding. The record is from RefSeq and is a predicted model, not a curated record.
AUGUCGCUCAUAGUUCUAGGACUGGCGAUUGGCAUCAUAUGCCUUUAUAUGAUCAAAUCUUUUUUAAGUAAAAAGAAGACCUCUGCACCGCUCCCUCCCGGUCCCCGACCAAAGCCAAUUAUUGGCAAUUUAAGGGAUUUUCCAUCGCCCGGCACACCAGCCUGGCUACAUUGGUUAAAACAUAAAGAUCUCUACGGCCCAAUCAGCUCCGUUACUACCUUCGGCCAAACAAUCAUAAUCCUGAAUGAUGCGCGUCUUGCACAUGAGCUAUUAGAGAAACGAUCUGCCAUCCACUCAUCUCGACCGGCAUGCACGUUUUCUCAUAUGGCUGGUUGGGGGGGUAUCUUGGCCGUUCUCGAAUACUCCGACCGAUUCCGUGCCGCACGCAAAGUUGCGCAUCAGCAGAUAGGUUCAAAUAAUGCGAUCUCUCGUUUCAAUCACACUCAGGAGGUAGAGGUUAGUCGAUUCCUUUUGCGAAUACUCCAGGAUCCUGGACACUGGAUCGAACAUCUUCGGAAGGAAGCCGGUGCCAUCAUUUUGAAGAUUACGUACGGGUACACCGUCGAGCCGCAUGGGCGCGAUCCCCUGGUUGAUCUCGCAGACAGGGCUAUCGUGGAAUUUGCUCAGUCAAUACUUCCCGGGGCUUGGCUUGUCGACUCUAUUCCUCUUCUGAGACACAUUCCUUCCUGGCUACCGGGUGGAGGCUGCACACGGGCUGCAAAAGAGUUUCAGAAGAUUUCCAAAGUCUUCAGUGACAUCCCAUACACGUUCACGAAGCAGCAGAUGGCACGGGGCUAUAAUGCGCCGUCCAUCAUAUCGUCCUACCUACAGGGGGGCGACGUCAAGCCUGGCUCAGAAGAGGAGUACGUUGUCAAGUGGACUACUGCUUCACUUUACGGCGGCGGGGCAGAUACCACAGUUUCCACGAUGACAUGUGUCUUCCUCGCGAUGGUUUUGUAUCCGCAUGUGCAGCGGAAGGCACAAGAGGAAAUUGACAGGGUCGUUGGGACAUCGCGUCUGCCUGGGUUUGAAGAUCGCGAGAACCUCCCUUACAUUGAAGCCAUUGUUAAAGAGGCCCUGCGUUGGCAUCCCAUUGUUCCAAUGGGAGCUGCACACAUGGCCAUCGAGGAUGAUGAAUGCGAGGGGUAUCAUAUCCCGAAGGGAGCAGCUAUAUUGGCAAAUAUAUGGGCAUGUGCACACGACCCCAAUGACUACCAUAGCCCAAUGGAAUUCAAGCCCGAGCGUUUUCUGAGUGAUGGCGGCCAUGUUCCCGAACGUGAUCCCUAUUUUCUCGCUUUUGGAUUUGGUCGACGGAUAUGCCCGGGCCGAAAUCUAGCAGAUUCCAAUCUUUAUCUCUCUAUCGUUCAACUACUGGCCGUCUAUAAUAUCACCAAGCCAAUUUGCGACGGUAAGGAAAUGGACAUCCAGCCCGUCUUCUACCCUGGGGUUAUCAGCCAUCCGGAGCCUUUCGACGUCGAUAUCAAGCCUCGCAGUGCAGGCCAUGAGGAGCUAAUUCGAUCCAUUGAGAAGAAACAUCCGUGGGAGAAGAGCCAUGCGGAGGAACUUCGGAAAGCAGCGAGUGUUUACUAG